GCUGGCGUUUGUGUGUGUGCGUGCGCGUGUAUGUGUGUGAGUGAGCGAGCGAGCGAGCGUGUGUGUGUGUAUGUGUGUGUGUCAGCCGUACCCAUCAUGGCCCCUGAGCAGCAGCUGAUCAGACGGACCGCCGCUCCGCCAUCCUCCUCCAGCGAGCAGCGGCACCGGUGAAGAGGCUCCAUGUGUCCCCCAUCCUCGGUCAGAAAUCUGAGCAAGAGGGCCGCGCUCCAGCCGCCCAGCGCGAACAUGAACAAGGAUUAUUCCAUUAAUCUAUCGGUGCAGCAAGUGCUCAGCCUGUGGGUCCAGGGCACGGUACCGACCCUACAGCACUUCACAGAAAUGUGGUACUGGGUGUUCCUGUGGUGUCUAUUCUCGUCUCUGUUCGUUCACAGUGCCGUUGGUCUGCUGAUGUGUGUGACGCUGCAGCGUCAUAAGAGGGGACGGCUCAUCACACUGGUGCUCAUCAGCGUGGGGUUCUUGGCCUCUCUCACCGGCGGGGUCAUCACUAGUGCGGCAGUAGCAGGUGUGUACCGUCUGGCAGGGAAGGACAUGGCUCCUCUUGAGGCUCUGGUGUUCGGGGUGGGCCAGACCGCUUUCACCGUCAUCAUCUCAUUCUCACGGAUCUUGGCCACUCUCUAAAUGAAAUGAAAGCAUCAUUUACUGACACACCCAACAGCCAAUCGGCUGGCAGAAGAGCCGGGGUCGAGGUGAGUGGAGUUAUACCACAGGGGUUUGACCUGCGGUACAAAAAGAUGAGCUUUAGGAGUUACUAAUGACCAAUGGACCACUAUAUGAAAUGGCACUUUUGGAGAUUUUAACAUUUUGAAGAAGCAAAAACAGCAUUAUAGGCCAAUGACUGAAAUUCAAUCAACGUGCCAACUGCCUCGAUGGAGGAUUGAGAUGAAUCUACGGAUGUCUGUUUGUCUUUGUUAAACAUUUGUUUUGUUUUUGCACAUGGAUUGCUUCAGCUUUAUGUAAACUAGGUGGUUUUGGAGCCGUAGCUGGGUCGUAACGCCAAGAUGGGUGCAUCAAAAACAUCCUCUGAUAUUUUGACUGUGUCUGUCUGUCCUCAAACAUUUUCUAAUUCUGCUCAGCCAAACGGCCCGAAACAUUCCUGUUUGUGUUAUGAAUUUUCGCUCUGGUCCAGCAGUAUUACCACAUCCAGUUUUCUUCUUCCACUUUGCACUUUCUGCAUUUUGAAAACUGUCUACAAAGUGUAAGAUCUGUAGAAGGAAUGCUGGGAUGCAAUAUGGACAUUAAUUCAAGGAGGUUAGGUGUAAUCUGGUCUCUUGUAACCGAUAUACAUUUAUCCAUAAUGGAAAAAUGCCUUAUAAUAAUAUGGAAACACAUAAUGGAAUAUCAGUAUGAAUUUAACUCUGGUAUUUAAUCAUAUGUCAGUUUUAAAGCAAAGACAACAAGUAUUCAAAAAGUCACUAUGGCCUACAACGUCUUGUUUUGUCUCAAGAUGUGAUGUAAUCCAUCAACUGCGAUUAUAUCGUGGACACAUUCAAAUCUGAUCUUGUCCUUGUACAAAUAUUGUUAUUUCACAGUAUUUAACGUCUUCAUGUAUAAUCCAUUUUAUCCAGCAUUACUGUGGCAAUACUCUCCCUACUCGAAUAUGGGAACUUAAACCUCAGGCCUUAAAAGACAAGAGACACUCUUUCGUCCUGGACUCGUUCUAACCAGUUUGAGAGACUGGCGUAUGAUUUUCUCCUUUGGCGUCACUAGUUCAGCCUGAAAAAUGUGUUGUACUUGAAAGCUCUUGUGUGAAACUGUGCACUGAUGCCAUAAUGAAAACGGUCACUUGUGGGUCUUUGCCAACAGAGUGAAAUUGCACUGGUAAUUAUUUGCCUUCCAUAAGUUUCCCUUUUCCUGAUGGACUUCACCAAAACAGCAUGAAGUACAGUUCUGUAAGGAACAGGUGUGAGUGUCCCGGUGUUAAAAUGUUAAAUAGUUAACCAAAAAAAGAAAAUUUGCUGAAACUCAGUUUCAGGCCAUCUCAGAUAUAGAUGAGUUUGUUUCUUUAGAUUUAGAGAAAUUUAGCAUUACGUCACUUGCUCAUCAGUCGAUCAGUGAAUGGGUGCCGUCAGAAUGAGAGAUGAUAAAAACAUCACAAUAAUCGACAAGUAAUCCACAUGAAUCCAGUCCAUCAAUUAAGGUCUUAUGAAGACUGUAAUCUGUUACAUCGGUGUGUUUUUUACGAUACCUCACUGCUGCCAUUGGCUUUAUUACACUCUCAGAAAAAAAGGUACAGUUCUGUCGCUGGGGCGGUACCCUAAGGUACAAAAGUGAAAAGGUAUCUUUGUACCUUACCUACCCUUAAACAGUACAUAUUAGCACCUUAAAGGUACAUUUUAGUACUUCGAAAGUACAUAUUGAUACCUUAAAGAUACAUAUUGGUACUUUAAAGGUACAUAUUAAUACUUUAAAAGUACAUAUUUGUACGUUUUCACUGUACCUUUUUUCUGACAGUGUAUUGACAAAACAUUUUCCUUUCGUGAACAUCAUGAAUUUUGAGGUUUUAAUGCUAAUAUUUGAAGACCAUUUGAUUAGUUGUACAUUUGAUUUACAUUCAAAUGUAAAUGUUUGAAAAAAAUUAAAUAGUUAUAUAUAUAUAUAUAUAGUACUGUGCAAAAGUCUUAGGCCACUAGUAUUUUCAUCAGCUAAAAAAUGGUCAGUUAAAGUGGGUCUUUUGCUGUAGUGUGUCAGUAGGAAACAUCAGAUUACAUUUCUAAACAUUUAUUUGCCAUUAAUCGUAAUAAUCCAGUGAGAUUUUUGUUUGCACAAGGAGUCUGACAACAGUGAGUGCUCUGAUCUGAUCUCAUCAUCAUCCAGUCUGUCUGGAAUGACAUGAAGAAACAGAACAAACUCAGACAGACUAAAUCCAGAAGAACUGUGACAAAGUCUCCAGGAUGCUUCAAGAAACCUACCUGCAAAGCUAGCAUCAUUUACAAACAGAAAUGGUCCAGAACAGUUCUAAACAAAUAUGUUGAUGGAUUUUGAUGUGAGAUGACAACAGAGGGUGGACUUUUUCACUGGAGGAAGCGGUAUUAUGGAUUAUGGACUCUGAAAACAGCAGUUUAAAAGUUAUAACACCAUAAUGGAUUGUUUUUAAUAAGCCUUUUAAUUCAUAAGAUGUUAAUUACAUCUGUGUGGAUUACUUGUGGAUUACUGUGAUGUUUUUAUCAGAUGUUUGGAUUUAUCCAUUGGUAAGCAAGUGACAUAAUGUCUCCAAAUCUGUUCUGAUGGAGGUUCUGAUGGAGAGUGAGUAAAUUUUCAUUUUUGGGCCAACAGUUUCUUAAAAUGGAAAAUGAUUUGAAUGGUGAACAGUGUGGAAUGUGAUUACAGUGGUGUGUUUUUUUGACACCUCACUGCUGCCACUGGCUUUAUUAUUGACAAAACUUUACUUGUUUUCUGUUUCUUUUUAUGAACAUCAUGAAUUUUGAGGUUUUAAUGCUAAUAAUAACCUAAUCAUUGAAGACCAUUUGAUUUGUUGUACAUUUGAUUUACAUUCAAAAAAUGUUAUUGUUUUUUUCUUCUUCUUCUUCUUCUUAUUUUUUUUAAUAUAUAUCAUUCGCCGCCUUUGAAUUAUAAGGCACUUUUGUACUUUUGAGAUACUGAACUUCAAAGUUUUUGCAUUCCAUAGACUUUUGUAGCUAGAACUUUUUUGUUUUCUAAAAAAAGUCCCAAAAUGUACACAGCUUACGAAAGAAACAUCACAUAAUGAAAAAAGUUUUCACAAAAUAUGUGAACUCAAUUUUGACAAAAAUGUCAGAUAGAACCUUACACUCUUAAAUAUAAAGGUGCUUCACGAUGCCAUAGAAGAACCUUUUUUGGCUAAAUGGUUUCACAAAGAACCUUUAACAUCUGAAGAGUCUUUCUGUUUCUGUUGCAGCGAAAGAAGGUUCUUCAGAUUAUAAAAAGUUAAGAAAGAGAUGGUUCUUUACUGAACCUUUUACUGAAUGGUUCUUUUUGGAAUCAAAAACAGUUCUUCUAUGGCAUAGCUGUGAAGAACCCUUUAAAGCACCUAUAUUUUUAAGAGUGUAUAAUUCCAAGGCGGCGAUUUGUUGGGUAGCACUUUCUAUGAAGCUUUAUAUAUAAUGCAUCAUGAAGGUAUUCAUAAAUACAGUGUACAGAAUAAUCAGUUACCAAGCCAAGAAUCGCUGUUAUUAUUGGUAUAAACAAGUAUAGUUCGGUAUUUGACCAAACUAGAAUUAAAUUACGGACUUGAAUGAGAACCUUUUUUGCACAAAAAAAAAAAAAAAAAAAACCUAAAAUGCAUUAUGUAUAGGCUUCAUAAAUGUUAUUAUUUUUCAAAGAAGAACAAACUCAUUUGCAUUUAAUUUGCAAUUAUUAUUUUGAGGUAUUAUUUCGUUUUUUCAUAUCAUGUGAGCCAUUUCUAAAACUCAAAACGAGCAUUUUAUUGUUUUGUCUUUUAAAAGCCAUUCAAUUUUUUCAAGACUGAUGCCAAACUCCACCUGUUUGUUACUGUAUUAGGCAUUACAAAAGAGCAUAUUCCUAAUAUUUGUUUGCCUUUAACAGUUCAUUCAUGUGUGACUGUUGUGUCAAAGUGAAUAAUGUUUGAUUGUUAGUUUAAAACACUGUAUUGUAUGAAACAAAUGAAACAUUGAUUGAUUGCUUUUGCUUUAUUGUUCUGUUCUCAUUGACAUGUUUAUUUAAGCCAAAGUAUUCCUUAACUCUUCAGCUUUAGGACUUUUUUAAUUGAAUAUGAUUUUUUAAGAAAAGCAACCGUUGUUUAUGACUUUUUUAUAUUAUGUGUUUUUGCUUGUCAGAUUUCUAAGCACUGAUUUAAGAAGUCUGAUCUAGGCUACUCCUGAAAAGGCUGAUUUUCCAUUUGUUGAUACUGUGAAAGACUUUCAGACGUUAUUAAUGUGUUAAGGUAUUGAUGAGGGUGUUGGAUGUAAUGGCUAUUUACUUAUUUCCAAACUUAUGCAACUAAAAGUUCACUUUCAGUACCAGACCAGCACUGCAGAGGGCGUCAGUGUACUGUGAAUGAGUGUAAAAUGCAUCCUGCUGUCAAAGGAAACUGAUUGUAUCUGUAGAAUUAUGCAGGUCUGAUGAGUUGAUUCCUAAGUUAUGAGGGAUUAUGCGAGCUGGAAAAGAGUCACUUUUUUAUUAUUAUUGAUAUAAUGUGUUUGCUUUGUAAAUGAUUCAUUUGGAAAUUCAUUACUGAACUAUUCAGUAUUGUAGUUUCGCUUAAGCUGUUCAGAAUGACAUACUACCCUGCUAUUUAUACUACCUAAACUGCAAAAACAUUUUUUUUAUUUAGUAUUUUUGACUUGUUUAACAGAACAGAUAUCUAAACAUUUUGAUAUUAAGAUAUUAAGUCUUGUUUUCUGAAAAAUGUACCAAAAUUAAGUGAAUUUAAGCCUAAAACAAGACAAAUAAAUAAAUAAAUAAUAAACGUUAAAGUUCACAACGACUCAAAUUUAUUUUUCUUAUCCCACCGAUAGAUAUUUGUUCUUGUUUUAAGCAUAAAAUUACUUAUUAUUAUUAUUAUUAUUAUUAUUAUUAUUAUUAUUAUUAUUAUUAUUAUUUGAAUUAAUAUUAUUAUUUCGCCCCCACAGAAAACAAGACUUAAUAUCUUAUGUUAGUUUGCUUCUUAAGUUAAUGUAUCUUGAUUUAGGAAAGUUUAGAUAUUUUUACUAAAUACUAAAUACUAAGUAAGAAAAUCAUUUUUGAAGUUACCCUGAUGAUAACCACAAAAUUGCAUUAAAAAAUAUCAAAACAACCAGAAUGGGGCUAAUUUUAAACAUGCGACUUAAUGACGUUGUGUGACUAUAUUUUUAAAUUGUUACAUACUGCAUACAAUUUCACAUUGUUCUGUACAAAAAUACAAAACAAAACAAAAAGUAUAUACAGUAUGUAAUGCAUAGUAUGCAGUAAGCAAUACUCUAGUAUUUCAUUCUGAACCACACACAUUUUACAUUGUUUUGACCAGAAUAGACUUUUGAGGGGAGCGCGGGAAAGAAAGAAACAUAAAGCCAAUCGCCUUAGUAGAAGUCCGUAUAUCAUCAGAAUGAUUUUGGAGCGGAUAUUUUAAGGUAAAAAAAAAAAAAACA
Labeo rohita (rohu) is the source of this 6083-nucleotide messenger RNA. RefSeq names its product transmembrane protein 170B (gene tmem170b). The transcript has 3 exons. The record is from RefSeq and is a predicted model, not a curated record. Gene Ontology annotation, cellular component: plasma membrane. NCBI's taxonomy places the organism in Eukaryota, Metazoa, Chordata, Actinopteri, Cypriniformes, Cyprinidae. Gene Ontology annotation, biological process: negative regulation of canonical Wnt signaling pathway. Bases 181 to 639 code for a protein of 152 amino acids.